This is a messenger RNA of Caenorhabditis briggsae, 381 nucleotides long. The coding region runs from base 1 to 381 and encodes 126 amino acids. The record is from RefSeq and is a predicted model, not a curated record. NCBI's taxonomy places the organism in Eukaryota, Metazoa, Nematoda, Chromadorea, Rhabditida, Rhabditidae. The transcript is spliced from 2 exons.
AUGCUCCGCCACCUCGUCCUCGUUGCCUUCUUGGCAUCCCCAACCCUCGGACUCUCCUGCUACGGAUACAACGCCUACGAAGGCGUCUUCAAGACCCUCCAUCACCGGACCUUCUGCACUUCGCUCUUCGACGUCGCCACUGGAUCCGAAGCCUUCGGAGGUGGAGAUCGUCACCCAUCGAAGGUGUCGGCCAUCGCCAACAUGCCAAAAGAGCAAGACUGUGUCCUCCAGGACAUGCCAAGCACAUUCGGGCUCCCAGCUGCCAAAAUGUGGAUGUGCUAUUGCUUCUCCGAGAUGUGCAACUUUCCGCUCUCCAUGGCAGAGUUCUCUGCCCGCGGACACACCAUCAAGCCAUUCUUGGCCAUGGAGCACGAUCAAUGA